AUGCGCACGAUUUUCACGAUCCUGGCCGUCGCGGCCUGGAUUAUCCCCGCCCAGGCGCUCUACUUUUACAUGGAGGGCGACGCGCAGAAGUGCUUCUUCGAGGAGCUGCCCAAAGACACGCUCGUAGUUGGCCACUACUCCGCGGAGCAAUGGGACGACAACGCGCGCACGUACAUUCCCAACACGAACGUGGGCGUCUUCAUCAGCGUUGAGGAGGUCUUCGACAACGACCACCGCGUCGUCUCGCAGCGCGGCGCCCAGAAGGGCCGCUUUACGUUCUCGGCCGCCGACAGCGGCGAGCACCGUCUCUGCUUCAGCCCGCUCAACGCCGUCACGCACUCGGGCCAGCUUGUCGGCGGCCAGCAGAUGGGCGGCAUCCGCUUCACGCUCGACCUGGCUAUCGGCGAGACCAGCCAGAUCGAGAGCACCGACAAGGGCAAGAUGCAGGAUUUGCAGCAGAAGGUCCGCGAUUUGAACGCUAGGCUGCAGGAUAUCAGGCGCGAGCAGAUUUUCCAGAGGGAGCGCGAGGCGGAGUUCAGAGAUCAGUCCGAGUCCACGAACAGCAGAGUCGUUCGCUGGACUCUGGUCCAGCUGGCGGUUCUGGGCGUUACUUGCGCGUGGCAGCUGUCCCACCUUAGGGCCUUCUUCAUCAAGCAGAAGCUGACGUAA
Aplosporella prunicola CBS 121167 is the source of this 669-nucleotide messenger RNA. RefSeq lists its product as uncharacterized. NCBI's taxonomy places the organism in Eukaryota, Fungi, Ascomycota, Dothideomycetes, Botryosphaeriales, Aplosporellaceae. Gene Ontology annotation, biological process: endoplasmic reticulum to Golgi vesicle-mediated transport; intracellular protein transport; Golgi organization. The record is from RefSeq and is a predicted model, not a curated record. The coding region runs from base 1 to 669 and encodes 222 amino acids. The transcript has 3 exons. Gene Ontology annotation, cellular component: COPII-coated ER to Golgi transport vesicle; endoplasmic reticulum; endoplasmic reticulum-Golgi intermediate compartment.